UCUCCAGUGCUAAGCGGUGGGAUAGCAUUUUAUGACCAGAGAAGAAGUAACAAUCAAAACAUCCGUGACGUGGCUGAUCGAGUGAUCAAUCUUUGCGGACAAAAGAAGAGUUUUAAUUGAUCAGCCCCUAAGGGAGGCUGUGAGGACAUGGCUGAAGCUGGACCCCCUGGUGAGAUCAUGGAGCGGAGGGUCUCCCCGGUCGGGACGCCUGACCCGCCCCCAGCAAGCACAACAGACGUAGCCCCCACCAGAGAGGGGCGCAGGAGGCCCAGGGAGCACACUCCAUCCCCGGAACCCCAGCUCAGCCCCGGCCCCUCCCCAGAGGUUCGGCCCACCCAGGCCCUCGCCGACUCCAGCGGGGGAUGGGGCUACUGGGGCAGCUGGGGGAAGACCCUGCUCUCUACCGCCACCGCCACCGUCAACACCGUGGGUCAGGGUCUGACUCAGGUGAUGGAGAAGGCCGAGACCUCGCUGGGCCUCCCCAGUCCUGCUGAGCUGUCCUCCCAGGUCCAGAAGGAGGAGAGACAGACUGAGGCCCGAGGCGAGCCGGAUGGCGAGAACACAGAAGGACCAUCCGCUGUUGCCAUGGGGAUGCUGUCGUCACUCAGCAGUGUGGUCCAGCGUUCCAGUAAGACGGUCCUCUCCGGCGGUCUGGACGCCCUGGAGUUCCUGGGGAAGAAGACGAUGGACGUGAUCGCCGAGGGCGACCCGGGCUUCAGGAAGACCAAGGGCCUGAUGAUCCGCCCCUCCACGCUGUCCCAGGUUCUGCGAGAGGCCAAGGAGGAGGAGGAGGAGCAGGGUCCUGGGGGUCCCGGGGUUGCCGGGGGUCCCGGGGGUGCUGGGGGUCCCGGUCCAGAGGGCAGGAGGACGGCCCACUAUGGCCGACUGUUUGACGAGUUCCACGGCCUGGCCCACCUGGAGGCGCUGGAGGCCCUGUCCAGAGAGAGCCAGGCCAAGGUGGGCUCGGUGCUAGCCACAGUAUCAGGGGAGCAGCUGGUGGACCUCAGAGAGCAGCUGGACCGGAUCAAAGAUGCCUUCACCCUGGAGGAGUUGGACGAUGACGAGCUGGACGACAAACAAGAUCUAGAGUUUGAGAAGGAGCUAACAGAGGCCUUAGCCCGGCUGGAGAUCUCAUCGGCUGAGCGUCUCGGAGCGGCCUGCAGGAGGGCGGGCCAACAGCUUGCGGAGAUGAGCACAACAGAGGAGGAGGUAAAGCAGGAGGAGACGAAACAGGAGGGGGAGCAGGAGGGGGAGCAGGAGGAGAAGGAGGAGAAGAAGGAGGAAGAGGAUGUGUCUCAAAGAUUUUCAGUCGAGGAGGUGCACACAGCCGCUAUCAGGAGCCUAGCUGAGGUGACCGCCCACUCCAUCCAGCAGCUCCUCAGAGCAGGAGAGAAGACCCUCCUCUGCCUCCCUGAGCAGGAGGGGCAGAGCAGCGCCCUGGAGCAGAGCAGCGCCCUGGCUCAAGUGACACUUGUUUUGUGUAAAGAAAUCUCUCUGCUGGCCAAGAAGUUCACUUCCUGUCUGACUUCCACAGGGGCCAAUGAGAAGGGGGAGGUUCUGAAUCCUCUGAUAACAGGUGUCUUCCUGGAGGCGUCCAACAGCGCCUCCUACCUGCAGGACGCCUUCCAGCUGCUGCUGCCCGUGCUCCAGAUCUCACACAUCCAGAGAACAUCUGGGGCCGGACAGCCAUGACCAACCUCUUCUCCUCUCCCCUCCCCCUCUCCCCCUUAUCCCUCCUCCUCCUCUCCUCCUCUCCUCCUCAUCUGCCUCCUCAUCACUCCUCUCCUACUCAUACCUCCUCCUUAUCUCUGCUCUCCUCUCCUUCCCUCUCCUCUCUCCUCCCCCCCCCCUCCUUGUUUCUUCGCGUCUCUUCUCUUCCUCUCCUUUCUGCUUCUCUUCAUCCCUCAAUUUUCUUUCACUCUGUCCUUCCUAAUCUGCUGCCUCCUCUCCUCUCCUCUCCUCUCCUCUCCUCUCCUCUCCUCUCCUCUCCUCUCCUCUCCUCUGCUGCCUCCUCUCCUCUCCCCUCCCCUCCCCUCCUCUCCUCUCCUCUCCUGUCCACCAGAACACGACCUUGAGAUAAAAGUUUACAAAAACGUGUCCAAUUACUCAGGGGAAACCUGCUGGUCGAUCGCUAUCGAAUACUUUUAUGGAAUGGAAAGCUGUUUGUAUUGCAGAGAUGAAAGGAAAGACUAAGUACAGCUUUGAUCACAUCAUGUAAUGGAGUUUUAAUGUAUGCUGAGAUGGUGUUAUUAUGGGAUGUAAUAGUGUUAUUAGUAGGACAUCAUGCCGGUGUAAAACCCUGUUCCUCCAUCCACACUAACUAAAGGGAUAGUUUCACUUGCCCUACUUUCUGUCGAGAUGCUACAGUAUUAUUAGGGAAGGUUUUAUAACAAAGACACACGAGAGAAAAAAACAGGCUUUGCUCCUUCUCGUCAGGCGACGGAGCAAAGUCCAUGUGUAAUAGUUCAGAGAGAAAUGGAAUUAUUCCAAAAAACCAGGAUGGCUCCCAGACUGCUGUUAAACAUUGAGUUAGAAAUGUAGUACAGUUAUAUCUUGUCAGAAAAUUCCACUAAAUAGUGUUUAUUGACAUGCAUUUGGUGUACAUACAUUUUUGGUGUUUUGGGAAAAUAUUUGAAUGUAAUAAAUGUUUUCCAAAUAAAAAUCCUUUGCUCAACAAAA
Gadus morhua (Atlantic cod) is the source of this 2679-nucleotide messenger RNA. It is a transcript of the gene fam114a2, whose product is annotated as family with sequence similarity 114 member A2. Lineage: Eukaryota; Metazoa; Chordata; Actinopteri; Gadiformes; Gadidae. The record is from RefSeq and is a predicted model, not a curated record. The transcript is spliced from 15 exons. The coding region runs from base 148 to 1692 and encodes 514 amino acids.